Cynocephalus volans (Philippine flying lemur) is the source of this 2502-nucleotide messenger RNA. RefSeq names its product mutS homolog 5 (gene MSH5). Gene Ontology annotation, molecular function: ATP binding; ATP-dependent DNA damage sensor activity; mismatched DNA binding. The record is from RefSeq and is a predicted model, not a curated record. The transcript has 24 exons. Bases 1 to 2502 code for a protein of 833 amino acids. Gene Ontology annotation, biological process: chiasma assembly; mismatch repair. Lineage: Eukaryota; Metazoa; Chordata; Mammalia; Dermoptera; Cynocephalidae. Gene Ontology annotation, cellular component: nucleus.
AUGGCCUUCUUAGGAGCGACCCCAGGCAGGACGCCGCAGGGACCGGAACCUGGGGCGGCCCCCGCCAGCUUCCCCAGCCUGGCCCCAGAGUCUGGUCCGGGGGAGGCCGAGGUCGACGACGACGAGGAGGAGCCGGCAGAGAUCCACCUAUGUGUACUGUGGAAUUCAGGAUACUUGGGCAUUGCCUACUAUGACACAAGUGAUUCCACUAUCCACUUCAUGCCAGAUGCACCAGACCAGGAGAGCCUCAAGCUUCUCCAGAGAGUUCUGGAUGAAAUUAAUCCCCAAUCUGUUGUUACAAGUGCCAAACAGGAUGAGAAUAUGACUCGAUUUCUGGGGAAGCUUGCCUCCCAGGAGCACAGAGAGCCUAAGAGACCUGAAAUCAUAUUUUUACCAAGUGUGGAUUUUGGUCUGGAGAUAAGCAAACAGCGCAUCCUUUCUGGAAACUACUCCUUCAUCCCGGACUCCAUGACUGCCACUGAGAAAAUCCUCUUCCUCUCUUCCAUUAUUCCCUUUGACUGCUUCCUCACGGUUCGAGCACUUGGAGGGUUGCUCAAGUUCCUGGGUCGAAGAAGAAUCGGGGUUGAACUGGAAGACUAUAAUGUCAGCGUCCCCAUCCUGGGCUUUAAGAAAUUUGUGUUGACUCAUCUGGUGAGCAUAGAUCAAGACACUUAUAGUGUUCUACAGAUUUUUAAGAGUGAAUCUCACCCCUCGGUGUACAAAGUGGCCUGUGGACUGAAGGAAGGGCUCAGCCUCUUUGGAAUCCUCAAUAGAUGCCGCUGUAAGUGGGGAGAGAAGCUUCUCAGGCUAUGGUUCACACGUCCAACUCAGGACCUGGUGGAACUCAAUUCUCGUCUGGACGUCAUUCAGUUUUUUCUGCUGCCCCAGAAUCUGGACAUGGCUCAGAUGUUGCAUCGGCUGCUUGGUCACAUCAAGAAUGUGCCUCUGAUUCUGAAACGCAUGAAGUUGUCCCACACCAAGGUCAAUGACUGGCAGGUUCUCUACAAGACUGUAUACAGUGCCCUGGGCCUGAGAGAUGCCUGCCGCUCCCUGCCCCAGUCCAUCCAGAUCUUUCGGGACAUUGCCCAAGAGUUCUCUGAUGACCUGCAUCACAUUGCCAGUCUCAUUGGGAAAGUGGUGGACUUUGAGGGCAGUCUUGCUGAAAAUCGCUUCACAGUCCUCCCCAACAUAGAUCCUGAAAUUGAUGAGAAAAAACGAAGGCUAAUGGGACUUCCCAGUUUCCUUACCGAAGUCGCUCAGAAGGAGCUAGAGAAUCUGGACUCCCGUAUUCCUUCAUGCAGUGUCAUCUACAUCCCUCUGAUCGGCUUCCUUCUUUCUAUUCCCCGCUUACCUUCCAUGGUGGAGGCCAUUGACUUUGAGAUUGAAGGACUGGACUUCAUGUUUCUCUCAGAGGAGAAGCUGCACUAUCGUAGUGCUCGAACCAAGGAGCUGGAUGCAUUGCUGGGGGACCUGCACUGUGAGAUCCGGGACCAGGAGACCCUGUUGAUGUACCAGCUACAGUGCCAGGUGCUGGCACGGGCAGCUGUCUUGACCCGGGUGUUGGACCUUGCCUCCCGCCUGGACGUCCUGCUGGCUCUUGCCAGUGCUGCCCGGGACUAUGGCUACUCAAGGCCCCAGUACUCCCCCCGACUCCUUGGGGUACGAAUCCAGAAUGGCAGACAUCCUCUGAUGGAACUCUGUGCCCGAACCUUCGUCCCCAACUCCACAGAAUGCAGUGGGGACAAAGGGAGGGUCAAAAUCAUCACUGGACCUAACUCCUCAGGGAAGAGCAUAUACCUCAAACAGGUAGGCUUGAUCACAUUCAUGGCCCUGGUGGGCAGCUUCGUGCCAGCAGAGGAGGCCGAAAUUGGGGCAGUAGAUGCCAUCUUCACCCGAAUUCAUAGCUGCGAAUCCAUCUCCCUAGGCCUCUCCACCUUCAUGAUCGACCUCAACCAGCAGGUGGCGAAAGCAGUGAACAAUGCCACUGAGCAGUCUCUGGUCCUUAUUGAUGAAUUCGGAAAGGGAACCAACACGGUGGAUGGGCUUGCACUUCUGGCCGCUGUGCUCCGACAUUGGCUGGCGCUGGGAUCCAUGUGCCCCCACAUUUUUGUGGCCACCAACUUUCUGAGCCUUGUACAGCUACAGCUGCUGCCACAAGGGCCCCUGGUGCAGUAUUUGACCAUGGGGACCUGUGAGGAUGGGAACGACCUUGUCUUCUUCUAUCAGGUUUGCGAAGGCGUUGCCAGCGCCAGCCAUGCCUGCCACACAGCUGCCCAGGCUGGGCUUCCUGACAAACUCAUUGCUCGUGGCAAGGAGGUCUCAGAUUUGAUCCGUAGUGGAAAAACCAUCAAGCCUGUCAAGGAGUUGCUAAAGGAGAACCAAAUGGAAAAUUGUCAGACAUUAGUGGAUAAGUUUCUGGAACUGGAUUUGGAAGAUCCCAACCUGGACUUGGACAUUUUCUUGACUCAGGAAGUGCUGCCUGCUGCCACUGCCAUCCUCUAA